Molecule: messenger RNA, 1020 nt
Organism: Pollicipes pollicipes
Lineage: Eukaryota; Metazoa; Arthropoda; Thecostraca; Pollicipedomorpha; Pollicipedidae
Product: ranBP-type and C3HC4-type zinc finger-containing protein 1-like
Exons: 2
Coding region: 1-1020 (339 amino acids)
Biological process (GO): protein linear polyubiquitination; proteasome-mediated ubiquitin-dependent protein catabolic process
Cellular component (GO): LUBAC complex
Molecular function (GO): ubiquitin-protein transferase activity; metal ion binding; ubiquitin binding
Source: RefSeq, a predicted model, not a curated record
AUGUGGCCGAGUUUGGCGGAGACGGUCAAACGGCACCUGGUGCUCAACAGCGUGCGCUUCGACUGUCCCAUCUGCUUCACAGCCGUGCCGCCAAACGCGGGGGUGGUGCUCAAGCAAUGUCUGCACGCUUACUGUCGCUCGUGUCUGACCAGCGUGUUGGACAACAGUGACACGGAGCCGGUGCCCUGCCCGUGCACGAGUUCCGAUUACGCGUGUGAGGGCUGGCUGCUGCAGGAGGAGGUCCGGGAGCUGCUCGGCGCGGCGGGAUUCGCGCGCUACCUGGACCGCGCGCUGGCGCAGUCCACCAAGCGCCGCUCGGACCGACAGAUGUGGCCGAAGCUGCAGGCUGCGGGCCAGCAGGACUUGGCUCCCAACGCCGACGCCUUCGACUGCUCCAUCUGCUUUUGCGAGUGCCUGGCUGACCUGGUCAAGCACUGCGAGGCGCCCGAAGUGAAAUGCCCGUUCGUCAGUGCCGAGUACAGCUGCCAGAGUACGCUGACCGAGAAGGAGAUCCGGGCGCUGGUCGCGGACGUGUAUGAGCGGCACCUGGCGCGCUCGCUGAACCAGGCGGAGGGCAACACGGCCAACUCCUUCCACUGCCGGACGCCCAGCUGCGCCGGCUGGUGCGAGCUGGAAGACACCGUCAACGCCUUUUGCUGUCCCGUCUGUUCGUGCGUCAAUUGCAUCACGUGCCGUGCGAUCCACGAGGGCUCCGACUGCCGCCAGUAUCAGGCUCGUCUGGCCGAGGACGCGCUACACAACGAGGAGGCGCGCAAGACGCAGGAGUACCUGAAGCAGAUGGUGGCACGCCGCGAGGCCAUUCACUGCCCAGUAUGCGCUGUCAUCCUGAUGAAGAAGGACGGCUGCGAUUGGGUCGUGUGCUCGGCCUGCCGCAACGAGGUCUGCUGGGUGACGGGCAAGGCGCGCUGGGGCCGGCGCGGCCGCGGUGACAUCUCGGGCGGCUGUCGGUGCCGCGUCGGUGGCAAGCUGUGUCACCCCAACUGUAAUAACUGUCACUGA